Messenger RNA from Aspergillus clavatus NRRL 1, 1419 nucleotides. RefSeq lists its product as uncharacterized. Bases 1 to 1419 code for a protein of 472 amino acids. Lineage: Eukaryota; Fungi; Ascomycota; Eurotiomycetes; Eurotiales; Aspergillaceae. The transcript has 3 exons. The record is from RefSeq and is a predicted model, not a curated record.
AUGGACUGGUCCUUCUCGAUGGGCAUAAAUAGGGACUGCAAGAAAGCGACCAUCGGUAUCCUCCUCUUCACCAUUUUUUCGUUCUGCUACAAACUGCCAUGUCUUCUGCUACAUUCCGGCGCCAGUUGUCGGCAGCACGUCUUCAGCAGACCGCACUGCGGCCACGAGCAACCCGUUUACACUCCCUCCUCCCGUCUACGCUGGUCCUGGUCUAUCAGCCACCCGACCCUUGAGGCAUGGGGGAUUCCGAAUCGCAGCAUCGCAAAGCGCACAUAUGCUCUGCGGUCUGGUGAUACUAACAUCAACAGCCAGGAUGAUGUCAAAGAAGCGAUCAAGAGCGCCCAGAAGGCCUCCUCGGAGACCCGGAGUCUUCUGUCAACCGCCCAAUCCAGGCUUGAAUCCUCGAAGAGUGAUCUGUCCACACUUCCCAACAAGCCAUACGAGAACCUGGCAGCGUUUACAAAACACUUGGUCCAAGUUGCGAAUGGGGCCGAGAAGCCCAACUUCUCGGCGCUGGCCCAAAACACAGCCGAUGCGUUCAGCAGCGCCCUGGCCACGACGGGGAGACUGAUCGAUACGCUCGGCAAGAUGCAGGCAUCCUUGACCAACCAAGGGGCAUCACUCUCCUCGCACAACAAGCGCCUCGAAUCCGCCAAACGCUUCCUCGCGACCGAAAAGUCCAACCAGGAACGACGCAGAAACGAUGCCACCAACCAAAGGGACAGCGCCCAGAGCCGCAUCAACCAAACCACAGACAAGAUCAACGAGCUCCGCCGCAAGAUCGACAACCCCUGGAGCGACUGGAAGUACAAGCAAGCCAUGGAAUGGGUCGGCGCCGGCAUCCGCGACCCGCGGUUCCGCGAGAUCUACGGCUCCGACCACCAGGCGCAGGCGCUGCUGAAGGCCUGGACGGAUGAGUGGAAGUCCAACGAGGUGCAGAAGAAGGUGUAUGAGCGCGACCGCAGCAACGCACAGGGGAACUACGAUGACGCGGCGCAGCGCAUGCGCGAGGCGGACGAGCAGAUCCGGGAGGUGAAUCGCUUCGCGACGCAGAUCGCGCAGGAAGUCUCGCGCACGGAUGCAGUACGCAUCGACUUGGAUAACACGACGUCGGCGCUGGUGCGGGCGCGUAGCUCCCUGUCCCAGAUCCAUCCCGCGCUGGCGGAUAUGACGGCCAUCGCGCGAGAGUCGUUCAAGCCCCGCUACCACAGGACGUUUGCGCGGUCGGUCAUGCGUGUUUUGUUGGCAACACCGAAUCUACCAGCGUUUAACCGCGGCCUGGGGCCGGUGGCUGAGUUAUUGAAGCAGCUGCCAGCAAAGGUGCUGGAUGGAGAGGCGGAUCCGGAUGACUAUGGCACUCCGGAGCCUCCAUUGCGAGGACUCUUUCAGGAGGUUCAGAACCGUUUGAGGUUGAAGUAG